AUGUCUUUGGACGAAGGAGCCCUCGAGGCAGUUGCCAAUGGUGGCUCGAUUGACUUAGAAAAAUGGGCUGGCAUAGUGGCGCCACUGCUGGAGCGGCUAGAAUACAUCGUAUACAAUGUAUUCCCAAUGCCCAAGCUGCCGGGCUCCAUUAACUCACAGGCUUUCGCCCGACCACCGAUCCCACCUACCACUGAUGUCAAUUCUACUCCGCCAGAGAGCAGUAAUAAGGAAAACGCAGCUCCGGGAGCUCCCCAGAGCCCGCCCCGCACCGAGGCACCAGCUAGCUCCUCUCCGUCGACUGAGCGCGUACCGGACUCACAGCCCCAGUCCUCUGCGCCACAGGGAAACGACACGUUACCGCCUCCCCUUGCACUCCUCUUGGGCUCUAUCCGCUCUGCGAUCCAGCUUUUCUUCGUGGAAAAACCACCGCAUACGAUCCAGAGACUCGCAGAGCUCAUCCUUCGGCCGACCGCCCACUACAAAACCUUGCCGGCUUAUCUUCGCGCCGUCGACCGAGUUGUUUCCGUGACUAGCGGUGCUGAUAUUUUCCCAUUCAAUACUCCUGCCAAUACCGACCAUUCAAACGGGCUACUACAUCCCACAAACAGCGCCGGGACAUAUCUUACUCCCGAUUAUGCCCAUGGCUUGGGCAGUGACGAGUCACUGGGUGGAGCCCUCUUGACCCCGAUUCCGUGGUUAACUAACGCGUCAUUUGACGGCGGGGACUCUAGCGCCAUGGAACCGGCAGAGAAUGGGCAACCCCAGCCCCAAGAUACUGAUAUAGCGACAGCUACUGUUGCUGCGCCCACAAUUGAGGGUGAAGAGUCAGCUACAACUGGCUCUCCGCCUGCGGAGUCAGAUGAGGUUCCUCAUGCUCGCGGUCCGUCGCUUCUCGGCGUGGAGGAUAUGGGCCUGCAGGAUGGAAAGGGCGUCGAAAUGAACCUGGAAGCCCAACAGGCGGCAGUUGGUGAUGGUACCGCUGAAGAAAGUGGCAUCCAGGAAGCCCAAGCGGCUGGUGAAUCUGCCCCAGCUGACAAAGACGGCGACAUUGUCCUUGACGAUACCAACCCUAAAGAGGAAUCCAAGACAGAAGACAACCCACAGACAGAGAAGCCAGAACCAGUUGGCGAUGCCACACAGUCUUCUGAGACUAAGGAGUAA
Molecule: messenger RNA, 1161 nt
Organism: Penicillium pulvis
Lineage: Eukaryota; Fungi; Ascomycota; Eurotiomycetes; Eurotiales; Aspergillaceae
Exons: 5
Coding region: 1-1161 (386 amino acids)
Biological process (GO): protein dephosphorylation
Cellular component (GO): protein phosphatase 4 complex; nucleus; cytoplasm
Molecular function (GO): protein phosphatase regulator activity
Source: RefSeq, a predicted model, not a curated record